This is a messenger RNA of Camelus dromedarius (Arabian camel), 7200 nucleotides long. RefSeq names its product sushi, nidogen and EGF like domains 1 (gene SNED1). Bases 318 to 4562 code for a protein of 1414 amino acids. NCBI's taxonomy places the organism in Eukaryota, Metazoa, Chordata, Mammalia, Artiodactyla, Camelidae. The transcript is spliced from 32 exons. The record is from RefSeq and is a predicted model, not a curated record. Gene Ontology annotation, biological process: cell-matrix adhesion; Notch signaling pathway. Gene Ontology annotation, molecular function: calcium ion binding; Notch binding.
CAGAGGCGACCUGAGCGCCUCCCGGCCGAGCGGGCGCGGGUCGCGGGGAGCCCACCAGCGGCGCGCCCGCGUUUCCCCGCACACCCGCCCGGCCCUGCCGGCCGCUCCCGACCGCGGCCUCGCCCCAGCCCCGCGGGGGCCGCGCAGAGCCGCUCCAUCCCGCUGCAUCCUGCCGCGUCGCCUCUCCGUCCCGCUGUGUUCCCGCUCCGUCCCUGUCCGUCCCCGCUGUGUUUCCGCCGCGUCCCCCUCCGCCCCGCUGUGUCCCAGCUGCGUCCCUGCUCCGUCCCCGCUCUGUCCCCUCCCGCCGACCCCCGGAGAUGCGGCCCGGCGCCACCUGGGCGCUGCUCUUGGCCGCGGCCCUCGGACUCGGGGUGCGCGACGUGCGCGGCGCGGUGGCCCUCGCCGACUUCUACCCGUUCGGCGCGGAGCGCGGCGACGCCGUCACCCCCAAGCAGGACGACGGCGGCUCGGGGCUGCGGCCGCUCUCCGUGCCCUUCCCGUUCUUCGGCUCCGAGCACUCCGGACUCUACGUGAACAACAACGGGGUCAUCUCCUUCCUGAAGGAGGUCUCCCAGUUCACCCCAGCGGCCUUCCCCAUCGCCAAGGACCGCUGCGUGGUGGCGGCCUUCUGGGCGGACGUGGACAACAGGCGCGCCGGCGACGUGUACUACCGGGAGGCCACCGACGCGGCCACGCUGCGCAGAGCCACGGAGGACGUCAGGACUUACUUCCCGGAGCUCCCAGACUUCUCCGCCACUUGGGUUUUUAUAGCCACCUGGUAUCGCGUGACCUUCUUUGGAGGCAGCUCCUCUUCCCCCGUCAACACGUUCCAGACUGUGCUCAUCACCGAUGGCAAGCUAUCCUUCACCAUCUUCAACUACGAGUCCAUCACGUGGACCACGGGCACGCACGCCAGCAGUGGGGGCAACGCCUCUGGCCUGGGGGGCAUCGCGGCCCAGGCGGGCUUCAACGCGGGUGAUGGGCGGCGCUACUUCAGCAUCCCCGGCUCGCGCUCGGCAGACAUGGCGGAGGUGGAGACCACCACCAACGUGGGCGUGCCCGGGCGCUGGGCGUUCAGAAUCGAUGAUGCCCAGGUGCGCGUGGGGGGCUGCGGCCAUACAACCUCUGUGUGCCUGGCCCUGCGCCCCUGCCUCAAUGGCGGCAGGUGCAUCGACGACUGCGUCACCGGCCGCCCCUCCUACUCCUGCUCCUGCCCCUCGGGCUUUGCCGGCAGGAGGUGCCACCUGGAUGUGAACGAGUGCGCUUCCCACCCGUGUCAGAACGGCGGGACCUGCACACAUGGCGUCAACAGUUUUAGCUGCCAGUGCCUGGCCGGCUUCGGGGGACCCACCUGCGAGACAGCACAAUCUCCAUGUGACACCAAAGAGUGUGAGAAUGGCGGCUGGUGCCAGGCGGACGGCGGCUCCGCAGUGUGCUUGUGCCAGGCCGGCUACACCGGCGAGGCAUGCGAGACGGACGUGGACGAGUGCAGCUCUGGCCCGUGCCUGAAUGGGGGGUCCUGUGUCGACCGGGUAGGGAACUUCACCUGCCUGUGUGCCGAGCCCUUCGAGGGACCUCGCUGCGAAACAGGAAGCCACCCAGUGCCCGAUGCCUGCCUCUCGGCCCCAUGCCAGAACGGGGGCACCUGUGUGGACGCAGAGCAGGGCUACGUGUGCGAGUGUCCCGAGGGCUUCAUGGGCCUGGACUGCAGGGAGAGAACCCCCACCGACUGUGAGUGCCGAAAUGGUGGCAGGUGCCUGGGGGCCAACACCACCCUCUGCCACUGCCCCCCAGGCUUCUUUGGGCUCCUCUGCGAAUUUGAGGUCACAGCCACGCCCUGCAAUGUGAACACUCAGUGCCCGGACGGAGGCUACUGCAUGGAGCAUGGCGGGAGCUACCUCUGCGUCUGCCACACCGACCACAACGCCAGCCACCCGCUGCCGUCACCCUGCGACUCGGACCCCUGCUUCAACGGAGGCUCCUGCGAGGCCCACGAGGACUCCUACACGUGCGAGUGCCCGCGGGGGUUCCACGGCAGGCACUGCGAGAAAGCCCGGCCACGCCCAUGCAGCUCGGGGCCCUGCCGGAACGGGGGCACGUGCAAGGAGGCAGGCGGCGAGUACCAGUGCACCUGCCCCUACCGCUUCGCCGGGAGGCACUGCGAGAUCGGGAAACCAGACUCGUGCGCCUCUGGCCCCUGUCACAACGGUGGCACCUGCUUCCACUACAUCGGCAAGUACAAGUGUGACUGUCCCCCAGGCUUCUCCGGGCGGCACUGUGAGAUAGCCCCCUCCCCCUGCUUCCGGAGCCCGUGUGUGAACGGGGGCACCUGCGAGGACCUGGGCACAGACUUCUCCUGCCGCUGCCAAGCAGGGUACACGGGACGCCGGUGCCAGGCAGAGGUGGACUGCGGGCCCCCCGAGGAAGUGAAACAUGCCACCCUGCACUUCAAUGGCACGCGGCCAGGCUCGGUGGCCCUGUACUCUUGCGACCAGGGCUACAGCCUACACGCCUCCAACCACGCCCGGGUCUGCCAGCCACAGGGAGUCUGGAGCGAGCCUCCCCAAUGCCACGAAAUUGACGAGUGCCGAUCCCAGCCGUGCCUGCAUGGGGGCUCCUGCCAGGACCGCGUCGCCGGGUACUUGUGUGUCUGCAGCCCAGGGCAUGAAGGAGCCCACUGUGAGCUGGAGACGGACAAGUGCCGGGCACAGCCCUGCAGAAAUGGAGGCUCCUGCAGGGACCUCCCGGGGGCCUUUGUCUGCCAGUGCCCCCCAGGCUUCGUUGGAGUCCACUGUGAGACAGAGGUGGACGCCUGUGACUCCAGCCCCUGCCAGCACGGAGGCCGGUGUGAGAACGGCGGGGGCGCCUACCUGUGUGUCUGCCCAGAGGGCUUCUUCGGUUACCACUGCGAGACAGUGAGUGACCCCUGCUUCUCCAGCCCCUGUGGGGGCCGCGGCUACUGCCUGGCCAGCAACGGUUCCCACAGCUGCACCUGUAAAGUGGGCUACACGGGCAAGGACUGUGCCAAAGAGCUCUUCCCACCAACGGCCCUCAAGGUGGAGCGAGUGGAGGAGAGCGGGGUCUCGGUCUCCUGGCGCCCACCCGAAGGCCAGGCCUCCAGGCAGGUGCUCGACGGCUACGCGGUCACCUACGCUUCCUCCGACGGCUCCUACCGCCGCACAGACUUCGUUGACCGGAGCCGCUCCUGGCACCAGCUCCGGGCCCUGGCGGCUGGCAGGGCCUACAACAUCUCCGUCUUCUCGGUCAAGCGCAACGCCAACAACAAGAAUGACAUCAGCAGGCCCGCAGUGCUGCUCGCCCGCACGCGACCCCGCCCUGUCGAGGGACUUGAGGUCACCAACGUGACAGCCAGCACCAUCUCGGUGCGGUGGGCUCUGCAUAGGAUCCGUCAUGCCACAGUCAGCGGCGUCCGUGUGUCCAUCCGCCACCCCGAGGCCCAGGAGGACCAGUCCACAGACGUGGACAAAAGCGUGGACAAGUUCACCUUCGGGGCCCUGCUGCCAGGAAGGAGAUACACCAUCCGGGUGACCGCCCUCAGCGGGCUCGGGGGACAGGAGCCUCUCACCGAGAGCCUGGCCUCGGCACCACUGCACGUGUGGACCCGGCCUCAGCCGCCAGCCAACCUGACUGCCACCCGAGUCACGGCCACCUCUGCCCACGUGGUCUGGGAUGUCCCCACCCCCGGCGCCCCACUGGAGGCGUACGUCAUCAAUGUGACCGCCAGCCAGAGCACCAAGAGCCGCUACGUCCCCAACGGGAGGCUGGUGUCCUACACGGUGCGGGACCUGACGCCAGGACGGCGGUAUCAGCUCUCGGUGACGGCGGUGCAGAGCACAGGAGGUGCCCAGCUGCACAGCGAGCCCGCACACCUCUACAUCAUCACCUCCCCGAGGGAGGGUGCUGACCGACGCUGGCUCCGGGAAGGACUCCACCCCCGGGUGCUCAGAAACCGACCGUCCCCCGGGCGCCUGCCGGAGCUGCGCCUGCUCAACGACCCCGGUGCCCCUGAAACGCCGUCCCCAGCCCCCAGGUUCUCGGAGCUUGUGGACGGCAGAGGACGAGUGAGGGCCAAGUUCGGCCACUCGCCUGGUGGACUAGCCACUGUGAGAUCAAAACCUACGGCUCUGGUGCAGCCUAAGAGCACGGAGGAGGUCCCCACACAGGUCAGCCUGGCCCUGCAGCUCCCUGAACGCAGUGGCGACAAGGACACGGAAGACGCCCCCGGGAACUGCUCAGAAAACCCCUGUCAGAAUGGAGGCACCUGUGUGCCCGGCGCGGAUGCCCACAGCUGUGACUGCAGCCCAGGCUUCAAAGGCAGGCGCUGCGAGCUCGCCUGCAGAAAGGUGCCCCAGCCCUGCACGCGGCUGUUCUCGGAGACAAAGUCCUUUCCAGUCUGGGAAGGAGGCGUCUGUCACCACGUGUACAGGAGGGUCUACAAAAUGCACCAAGACAUCUGCUUCAAAGAGAGCUGUGAAAGCACAAGCGCCAGGACAGCCCCCAGCAGGAAACAAAGUAACAGUCCUACACUGAAGAAAUCUUAAGUUCAACCCCACGUGACUCCCACCUCCCCACAAGCACACUCUGCGGAAGCCCUCACAACCGUUUGGAAGAUCUGGGCUAAGCCACAGAGACCCGUCUCUAGCUCGACACAAUUUCUUAUCAAUGUGAGGUCACUGGAAAUGACAGGAAUUCUGGCUGGCCCAGGACAGUCACCACGCCAGGUCCAUAAAGGAGCUAGAUGCCCAUCUUCCCGGUGGCACAGGAGAGGAGAGUGGUGCACCCUGGGAACAAGCAGCUUCCCAAACCAAACUGGAUCAAAAAGGACACCCUGAGAGACAACAUCCUGGCUGGAGUCAGUCCCCCGAGCAGCCACCCUCCUCCAGCCUCAGGAAGACAGACGGCCAGGCCAGGCAUCCACCAGCCACCUCCCUGCCCAGCCACAGCCAGGGAGACCCCCGGGACAGAACUGACACCUGUGAUCUAAGCCAGGCCAUAGUCUAAGGGGUGGCCCGGGACACGUCUGCCAUGGACGAGCGGGGCUGUCCACCAGGAAUGCUUCGGCAACAUUCAGAACCCAGUUCUCAGAUUCCAAACUCAGAGAAAGAAUUCUCCAUUCGAAACCUAAAACCAAAUUAAAGGAGGAACUGCUGUCCACAGCUUUCAAAGCAGAGCCGGUGGGGCUGUGAGGGAGGGGCAGAGGCGAGGCCGCACUGGGAGGAAAGGCAGGCGUUGGGGCGUGUGCGUGCUGGCUACCUGCAGGCGAGGGCGUCGUCACAGAAAACUAGCAGGGUACUCAGACACUUCUCAUCUGCAACUUUUUCUCUGAAGGUGAGACAGCGUUUUUGGCUUGCUGGACCAUGUGGUCACUGUGGCAACUGCUCAACUCUACGAUCGUAGCAGAAGUGUAGCCACAGAUGUGAGACUGAGCAAGCAGGCUGUGUUCCGAUGAAACUUUAUUUACAAAAGCAGGCAGAGCCAAGCUGGCCAACGGGCCACACUUGGCUAACCCCUGGUCUGUGAGGCCACCGGGCUCGGGCCUUAUGCAGACAAAGCCGCUCCCUGGAUGACACGUCACACCAAGGCACCAAAGGCCUCAAGGGUUUCAUGGAAGCACUACACAAACCCCACGCGGAAAGCCGAGGCAGCACCUCUACCGAGUGCAGCAAGGGCUUGUCCCUCAGAGCCCAAGUGCGACAGGGAGGGACAACAGGGGCGGACGAGAUGGGACACUGUCUGAGGGUCCUUCUAGCUACAAUUCAGGCAACACUGCUUCAGGAACCAGGCGGUGAGCACGGCCUUUCCCUCCAGUUCCGUGCCACCUUGGCACACGCACUCUCCAGCACGCUUCUGAACCGCGCCAGCUUCUCCCGGCAAACGACGGUGAGACCAAAGAGGCCGGCCCCCACCUCGCACCAUGGGGAGCACUUCACCGCCGAGCCAAACUGGACACGCCGUGCGUCCUCCGCUGACUCUGCCCGAGUCGGCACCACAGCCACGAAAAGGGCUUCUUCCUUUCACCGCUUAUAAAAAAAUUUUUGCAGAGUUAUAUUUUAGGCUUUUUAUUUUUAUUAAAGUUUUGUGUGCAUAUGUCUGUGUAUUACACAUUUUGUCAUUUUCAGAAAGGAGAAAAGUCACUUCAAGAAGUCUCUACUGUACUCCAGAAGGCUCCCAGCCUCCAGGCCCACCUGGAGAAGGCGGCUGAGCUCAGUCAAGGGGCUCCGGCAGCAGGAGACCCAAGAAAGCCACACAUGAAGCACGUGCUGCUGACGGCUGCUGUGGCGCCGGGGCCCGUCGCCGUGGCCCACACAAGCUACAGCGCCACGAGCAAACGGCAAGGUCGAGUGAUGUCACUGGAAGGGGGGAUGAAACUCCACCGCCACGUGAGGAACCUCAGUCCCUCAGCCAUGAGGCAAACGUGGCGUGUUCCAGUUUCUAGCCUAGAAGCCUCUGUUUCUCCGAAAAACAGUCUACUGAAUCCUGAGCUGGGUGCUGUCUCGUCUUAUGACUGACAUAUCAUGAUGUUUUAUAAAUUAUACGUGUAGUAAAAAGACUUCCUGAUGCUGAAGGAAUACGAUUCAUCCUUGAAACACUGCAAAUGAGCCGCUGCUGUUUUCCUGUGGCUCCUUCUUAAAACCCUAAUGUCCUCCUUGGAAACACUCAAAAGUCCACCCAAAGAAAUCAGCAGCGACGGAAUCAGAAAACCGUCAGGGGCACACGCAUUUCUGUGUCGAAAUGAAAGGGGCAACCAUGCGUUGUCAAGUUAGCCAUGUGCUUAACGAAACAUGGAUCAACUGACCAUGCAAUGGAGCCUAGAUUUAGGAUUCUGUUAAUCCUGACUGAGCACAAGAAUAACAUCCUACGUUCCAGGCAAACUGCAGGUCACUUGGAUGCCACAAAAUUCAAGAGUAAAUGAAAACUGAAACGUCUUCACUUUCAAACGAUCCUGCCCGUGACUAAGAAAGACAAUGAAGACAAAACUCCCUUUUCCCCAUUGUGUGCGGGCUGUCCCAGGUGCAGUUGAGGAAAGCCACAAGGCACCCUGCUGCUCACCCACCAGCCACCCCAACAGGCAAGGGCUCCAUGUCAGCCAGCCUCCAGCAGCUCUCCUCAGCGGGCAGUCCUCCGGCUGGAGAACUACUGCCACCGACGUCUGAUACCAAUGGGGAGGGACUCACCACA